GAUGCAAUGUUAACGUGUCUUCCAAAGCUAAGGACUGUCAAUCUGUCUCGAAAUGAACUUACUGGUUUCCCACAAGGAGGCCCCCAACAGUUUGCUGCAGCUGUGACUAUCAACAUGGAGCACAAUCGAAUAAACAAGAUCCCUAUUGGUAUCUUUUCACGUGCCACCAGUCUUACGAAAUUGAACUUGAAGGAAAACGAAUUGUUGUCAUUACCCUUAGAUAUGGGAAGCUGGACGUCUAUAACGGAGCUAAAUCUCUCAACAAACCAAUUGAAAGUACUACCUGAAGACAUUGAAAAACUCGUAAAUCUCGAGAUCCUUGUUCUGUCAAAUAACCAACUCAAGAAAAUGCCAGCGCAAAUAGGCAAUCUGAAAAAGUUGCGAGAACUUGAUUUGGAGGAGAACGACCUCGAAACAAUCCCAAGCGAAAUCGGAUUUCUUUUGCAACUGACCAAACUUUGGGUACAAUCAAACAAACUUGUAAGCUUACCCAGGACUAUUGGGAAUCUCGCAAGCCUUCAAGAUUUGCGAGUAGGCGAAAACUCGUUAUCUUCUCUACCAGAGGAAAUUGGUGAGUCACAAUCGAUACUGCAACUCCUACAAGAUAGCUCCCUCUUUUCAGGUCAUCUGGACAAU
Molecule: messenger RNA, 636 nt
Organism: Strongylus vulgaris
Lineage: Eukaryota; Metazoa; Nematoda; Chromadorea; Rhabditida; Strongylidae
Source: the annotation of a GenBank genome assembly